Vombatus ursinus (common wombat) is the source of this 3594-nucleotide messenger RNA. Its product is annotated as ER membrane protein complex subunit 1-like. Lineage: Eukaryota; Metazoa; Chordata; Mammalia; Diprotodontia; Vombatidae. The record is from RefSeq and is a predicted model, not a curated record. Gene Ontology annotation, molecular function: protein binding. Bases 1 to 3111 code for a protein of 1036 amino acids. The transcript has 24 exons. Gene Ontology annotation, biological process: protein folding in endoplasmic reticulum. Gene Ontology annotation, cellular component: EMC complex.
AUGCCGGGCCGGCGGCGGUCCGGACCCACGGCCGGUUUCUUCAUCAUGGUGGCGCCGCUUGCCGCUCGGCUGUGGUUGUUGGCCGCGCUCCUGGCCCCGGCGACGGCCGUAUACGAGGACCAAGUGGGCAAGUUUGACUGGAGGCAGCAGUAUGUUGGGAAGCUCAAGUUUGCCUCCUUGGAAUGUGCCCCCGGAUCGAAGAAGAUGGUUGUGGCUACGGAAGAGAAUGUGAUUGCAGCACUGAACUCCCGAACAGGUGCUAUCUUGUGGCGCCAUGUAGAUAAGGGUACUCAGGAGGGAGCUGUUGAUGCCAUGCUUCUUCAUGGGCAAGAUGCACUCACUGUAUCCAAUGGGGGCCGCAUCCUGCGCUCUUGGGAGACCAACAUCGGGGGCUUGAACUGGGAGAUGUCCUUGGAUUCUGGCAGUUUUCAGAUGGCCAGCCUGGUGGGUUUGCAAGAUGUGGUGAAAUAUGUGGCAGUGCUGAAGAAGACCACGCUCACUCUUCAUUACCUUUCCAAUGGACACCAGAAGUGGGUGGAACAGCUUCCGAAAAGUGAGAGCGUUCAGUAUCAGAUGGUGUAUUCAUAUGGCACUGGAGUGUUGUGGGUCCUGGGGGUUGUUCCCAACAGUCAUGUGAAUGUCGUGACCUUUCAUGUGGAAGAUGGUGAGAUGGUUCAGCAGGUCAGGGUUUCUGCACCGUGGCUGAAGAGCUUAAGUGGGGUUUGUGGUGUGGUGGGCAAGGCUGUGCUGGUAUGCCCUGACCCAGGCACACGGUCCCUUUUCACUUUGGCCCUGGAGACAGAAGAGGAGAUGAAAAGAACCCCACUGCAGGCCCUUGAGCUUGAAUUUGGCCAAGGUUUCCAGCCCUGGGUCCUGCCCACCCAGCCCAGUCCCACAAGUGCCUCCCGGCAGCAGUUCUUCUUGCAGCUAGCCCCCAGCCAUUUUGCUCUGCUGCAGUACCGCCCGGAAGGCCUGAGUCUGCUCCGAAGCUUCCCACAGACUGCUCUGGUGAGCUUUGGUACCAGUGGGGAGAAGACUGUGGCAGCUGUGAUGACCUGCCGUACUGAAACUCAAAAAGGCGGGAGUGUUGAAGAGACGACAUUGACAAAGAGCGCUUUUGACAAGUCUAGCACACAGGAAGCCCUUGUCUGCACUAACCAAACUUACACCAUCAACCUGUACUUGGCAGAGACAGGACGGCGGCUGCUUGACACCUCAAUCACCUUCAGCCUGGAACAGAAUGGCACCCAGCCCGAGCGGCUGUAUAUCCAGGUCUUCCUGAAGAAGGAUGAUUCAGUGGGCUACAGGGCUCUGGUGCAAACAGAUGACCACCUCCUCCUCUUUCUUCAGCAGCUGGCUGGAAAAAUGCUGCUCUGGAGCCGAGAGGAAUCACUGGCAGAAGUGGUGAGCUUGGAGAUGGUAGACCUGCCCCUGACCGGGGCCCAGGCUGAGCUGGAAGGAGAGUUUGGCAAGAAGGCAGAUGGCCUUCUGGGGAUGUUCUUGAAGCGCUUGUCCUCCCAGCUCAUCCUGCUGCAGGCCUGGACCGCCCACCUCUGGAAAAUGUUUUAUGAUGCUCGGAAGCCUCGAAGUCAGAUUAAGAACGAGAUCAAUAUUGACAACCUGGCAAGGGAUGAGUUCAACCUCCAGAAGAUGGUGGUGAUGGUGACCGCCUCAGGCAAGCUCUUUGGCAUCGAGAGCAGCUCGGGCACCAUCCUGUGGAAGCAGUACUUGCCCAACAUCAAUCCGGACUCCUCCUUCAAGCUGAUGGUGCAGAGAACCACAGCUCACUUUCCCCACCCCCCUCAAUGCAUUCUGCUCGUGAAGGACAAGGGCCAACAUUGUUUCCGCUGCUCCUGCUUCUUUCUACCCUGUACCAGCUCUGUGACUCUUGGCAAGUCAUGUUAUAAAAUGAAAACAGGAAGGAGUUCUCUGUAUGUCUUCAACCCUAUUUUUGGGAAGUGGAGCCAGGUGGCUCCUCCCGUGCUGAAGCGACCCAUCCUGCAAGCCUUGCUUCUGCCCAUCAUGGACCAGGACUACGCCAAGGCUCUGCUGCUGAUUGAUGAUGAGUACAAGGUCACAGCUUUCCCGGCCAGCCGUAACGUCCUGCGUCAGUUACAAGAGAUGGCGUCUUCCAUCUUCUUCUAUCUUGUAGAUUCGGAACGGGGCCGACUGUCUGGAUUCAGGCUGCGCAAGGAUUUGACAACAGAGCUGAGCUGGGAGCUGACCAUCCCACCCGAGGUACAGAGAAUAGUGAUGGUGAAGGGCAAGCGGACCAGCGAGCAUGUGCACUCGCAAGGCCGAGUGAUGGGCGACCGCAGCGUGCUCUAUAAGAGUUUGAACCCCAAUCUUCUGGCUGUGGUGACAGAGAGCACAGAUUUGCACCAUGAACGCACUUUUAUUGGCAUCUACCUCAUUGAUGGUGUCACAGGACGCAUCAUCUAUUCCUCGGUACAGAAGAAAGCCAAAGGACCUGUCCAUCUUGUACAUUCAGAAAACUGGGUGGUGUACCAGUAUUGGAACACCAAGGCACGCCGUAAUGAGUUCACUGUGCUGGAGCUGUAUGAAGGGACAGAGCAGUACAAUGCCACGGCCUUCAGCUCCCUGGAUCGCCCUCAGCUCCCCCAGGUUCUCCAGCAAUCGUAUAUCUUCCCCUCAUCCAUCAGUGCCAUGGAGGCCACCAUCACAGAACGUGGUAUCACCAGUCGCCAUUUACUCAUUGGGCUACCCUCAGGAGCAAUUCUCUCUCUGCCGAAGGCCCUGCUAGAUCCUCGACGUCCUGAGAUCCCAACAGAGCAAAGCAGAGAGGAGAACUUGAUCCCAUAUUCUCCAGAUGUACAGAUCCAUGCAGAGAGGUUCAUCAAUUACAAUCAGACCAUCUCCAGAAUGAGAGGCAUCUAUACUGCUCCUUCUGGCCUGGAGUCUACCUGUCUGGUUGUGGCAUAUGGGCUAGACAUUUACCAGACCCGAGUCUACCCAUCCAAACAGUUUGAUGUCUUGAAAGACGACUAUGACUAUGUAUUGAUCAGCAGUGUCCUCUUUGGCUUGGUCUUUGCCACCAUGAUCACAAAGAGACUGGCCCAAGUGAAGCUUCUGAAUCGUGCUUGGCGGUAAAGAAAGACACGUCAUGUCCUCAGAAAGAACAUUGAGGAGGGGUGUCAUGAAGGCCAGAAUCCACCAAUGUGAUUUGACAGACUGGCAAGGAAGUGUAUUGGGAAAUGCCUAGAAAGCUCAGCUCAGCCAGGGUUCUAUCCAAGGAGGAGGUGGAUUUCUGUGAUGAACUCCAGGAGACAUGACUUGGCAUCUCACAGUGGACUUAAGACUUACUACCUGUACUGAAAGUCUGGAAAAACUUUUGUGGAUUUCCCUCACCCCCAUUGUUUCCAAACUCUUUAAAACCCUUUGGGCUUUUUUUUCCUUCUUCCAGAUUUUACUCAUGGGAUUAGGGUGGGUGGGUGGUGAGUGGGGUUGGGAGAGUAAUGCUCUGAGGAUUAAUUUCUAGUUUCUGAGAGUCAGCCUGGCCAGCAUAAUGGAUAGAAUACUGGACUUGUCAUUUCACACCCACCUUCUACUAGCUUUGUGACCGUGGGGAAGUCA